Molecule: messenger RNA, 1087 nt
Organism: Eublepharis macularius
Lineage: Eukaryota; Metazoa; Chordata; Lepidosauria; Squamata; Eublepharidae
Gene: ASF1A
Product: anti-silencing function 1A histone chaperone
Exons: 4
Coding region: 272-886 (204 amino acids)
Biological process (GO): DNA replication-dependent chromatin assembly
Cellular component (GO): nucleus
Molecular function (GO): histone binding
Source: RefSeq, a predicted model, not a curated record
CCGCGCCAGCGCUGCCAGUUAAGCGAGCAGAAUGGGCUGUAGUUAGUGGAAUAGGAAAGCUGCAAAACAGUGCGGAGUGGUCUUGCAAAAAAAUUUUCAAAAAGGGGAAAGAGGGGGGCAAAAAAUAAGGAGAGGGAAAAAGUUCUCCAACUCACAGGCUUGCUCCUCUACUGGCCCUGGAGCGCUCUCUACAAAAGGAGACUCCUCUGGACUUUGCGGGGCUGCGGCAACACGCUGCUACUAUUGUUUGAGAUUGCUUUCCCCCCAAAAUAUGGCAAAGGUUCAGGUGAACAAUGUAGUGGUGUUGGAUAACCCUUCUCCCUUCUACAACCCCUUCCAGUUCGAAAUCACCUUCGAGUGCAUAGAGGAUCUGUCGGAAGAUUUGGAAUGGAAAAUUAUUUAUGUGGGCUCAGCAGAAAGUGAGGAGUAUGACCAAGUUUUAGAUUCUGUUUUGGUGGGCCCUGUUCCUGCAGGAAGACACAUGUUUGUAUUUCAGGCAGAUGCUCCCAAUCCAGGACUUAUUCCUGAUGCAGAUGCUGUAGGAGUUACAGUUGUAUUAAUCACCUGCACCUACAGAGGUCAAGAAUUUAUUAGAGUUGGCUAUUAUGUAAAUAAUGAAUAUACUGAAACAGAAUUGAGAGAAAAUCCUCCUGUAAAACCAGACUUUUCUAAGCUCCAAAGGAAUAUUUUGGCGUCUAACCCUAGGGUCACAAGAUUCCAUAUUAACUGGGAAGACAAUACUGAAAAGCUGACAGAUGCAGAGAGCAGUAAUCCAAACCUCCAGUCACUCCUCUCUACAGAUGCAUUGCCUUCCGCUUCAAAAGGGUGGUCAACAUCAGAAAAUUCACUAAAUGUUAUGUUAGAAUCUCAUAUGGACUGCAUGUGACUGAGUACCCAUCCCUUCAGUGCUAUGUAUGUGUUAAGUUGUGUAAAACAAACAAACAAAACCAUACACAGUCCGUCUCCAGCCAGCACCAGAACCUCUUUCCUGGAGUUACAUUAAAGUUACAUAUUAAAAAAAAUGUGAAGACUUUGUUUAAAAAAGCCCCAUAUGCUGUAGAAAGUUUAUAAGGAAAAAAGUAUUUGA